Cololabis saira (Pacific saury) is the source of this 1483-nucleotide messenger RNA. It is a transcript of the gene cfl1, whose product is annotated as cofilin 1. The transcript has 4 exons. Lineage: Eukaryota; Metazoa; Chordata; Actinopteri; Beloniformes; Belonidae. Bases 113 to 616 code for a protein of 167 amino acids. Gene Ontology annotation, biological process: actin filament severing; cell motility; actin filament fragmentation. Gene Ontology annotation, molecular function: actin filament binding. Gene Ontology annotation, cellular component: actin cortical patch; cytoplasm; actin cytoskeleton. The record is from RefSeq and is a predicted model, not a curated record.
UCGGUGACGUCGCUCAGGGCGCGCUCCCGCGACCUCUUCAUGCUGCGCGGGCGCGCCGCUUCCCCAUUAGUCCGCUCUCUCUGCUCAGACACGACCUGCUCACUGCUCCACAAUGGCCUCCGGUGUGAAAGUCACAGAUGAAGUUAUCGCAGUCUUCAAUGACAUGAAGGUGCGCAAGGCUCAGGCAAAUGAGGAUGAGAAGAGGAAGAGGAAGAAGGCUAUUCUGUUCUGCCUGAGCAAGGACCUCAAGAAUAUUGUUCUGGAUGAGGGAAAAGAGAUCCUCCAGGGUGACUUGGGAACCACUGUCCAGGACCCAUACCAGGACUUUGUGAAGAUGCUGCCCGCAGAUGACUGUCGCUAUGCUUUGUACGACGCCACUUACGAGACCAAAGAAACAAAGAAGGAGGACCUGGUCUUCAUCUUCUGGGCUCCAGAUAGUGCUCCUUUGAAGAGCAAAAUGAUCUAUGCCAGCUCAAAAGAUGCUAUCAAAAGGAAAUUUGAAGGUAUUAAGCACGAGUGGCAGGUGAACGGUUUGGAAGACCUCAAAGACCGACACACCCUGGCAGAAAAGCUCGGUGGCUCUUCAGUAGUCAGCCUGGAAGGAUCCCCUUUGUAAAUACUACACCCCUCCUCUCUGGCUUCAGUUGAGGCCUUUCAGACACAUCUGUUGGGUUUAGCUGUUCAUUCCAGUUUGGUGUGGAAGAGGGCAAAAGAAGAACCAGCAUCAUUAUUGGGACACUUGGGGAGGGUUAUAAUGGGUGGAUUUAGGUUCAAUUGACAGUUUAAAAAAAAAAUAUGCAGACUGUCAUUCCAGUUCAUGCAACGUAAAGAUUAUAAACAAAAUACAUGAAGAAAAACCUUAAGAUACAACUGAGGAAGGAUGAUGAUUAAAAUUUAAAUACAUGUUUGUGUUUAAGGACAAGAUUUUGUUCUUUCCAGGUUCAACUUGAAUGAUUGCAGAGAAAGGGACAGGCAACUACCUUUAGUUUUCCAACCAUUUAAUCCUGACAAAUAAUGGCUCCAACUACAUCUUUUUUAUUUUGCCAAACUUCUAGUUAAGUUUGUGUGUGUAGUUGAGACUAGGUGUAGUAUGAACUAAUUCACUCUUAAUUGCACAAGAUGUAUCAAAACCUGUGAGGUAACACGGUUAAUUAUACAUUUUUUGGGGGGUUGUUAUUAUUCCAUUGUUGUGUUGGUUUUUUUUUUGUUUUUCUUUUUUUUUUCUCUGAACAUGCAAUUUCCAAAACUUGAGCGAUUCCUUCUCAUUUCCAGUUCUGGGUCAAAGAACAUGGCAUUUUAUGUAGUAGACAGAAAACAUUCCUUGCACUUGUUAAAACCAGGAUUUCCUCGAUUUGAAAACUUAGGUGUUAUGAAGGUCUGAUGAGGAGCGAUGUGUAAAUGAAGGAUCAGAGAUUUAGAUUGAAUACUGAAUGGUGGAUGUUUUGUAUCGUCUCCUUAUCUCUAAUAAAAAGCACUAAACUAC